AUGGAAGCAAGAAGAGAUGGGCGAAAACGGGAGGGGACGCGAACAGCGCAGAGAGAAGGGGAACGGAGGAAGAGGCGGGGCGACGCACCCAACGAAGGAAAAGGAGAAGAGCACGAGACAGGGAGCAAAGGGGAGGGACCAACAACGCAAGAGAGAAGGGGAACGGAGGAAGGAGGCGGGGGCGACGCCCCAACGAAGGAAAAGAGAAGACACAGAGGCAGGGAGCAGGGCCAGCGGAGGGAGGGAACGGGAGACAAGGGGAGGAAAGAAAGAGGCGGGGCGACGCGGAAGGAAGCGAAGAAGGGGAAGCACGGGGCAAAAGGGGAAGGGAAAGCCGAACAAACGAAAGGAAACCAACACAGGAGAGACAAUGAGGAGGGAGACGCCCAGGAAAGGGGGCGAGACGAAGCGCGGGGAAAGACCAACGCCGGAGACAGAGGAGCGGCGCAAGGGACGAGGAGCAACAAGGCGGGAAGCCAGGGCCAGAGAACGAGGAGGCCGCCCAAGAAACGGCCCGAAGGCAGGGGGCGCAGGGGGAAGGAAAAGCGGGGGGGAGAGCGAGAAAGGGGAGAGGCACCGAGGGAGAAGGCGGGAAAGGGAGGAACGAAAGGAACGGACGAAACGGGCGGAAAGGCAGGCACGACCGCAACGAAAGGGAGGCAGAGGGCAACGAAGAAGGAACGAAGAGAAGGCCAUGCCGAAAGGAGGCAGGGCGAAAGGCAGAAGAAAAGGGCAGAAGGGAAAAAAACAAAAGAGGAGGCGGGGGACAAGGAGGCAGAAAAGAAACAGGAAACGCAGAGAGGCGAAAGAAAGGGCAGAACCAAAACAAGGGAAGAGGAGCAAGAACCGCAAAGGAGACAAGGAAGAGGCAAAACAAGGAGGACGGCGAACCAAAAGAAAGCCAAAAGGGAAGAAGAAGAGAAGAGAUGA
This is a messenger RNA of Ipomoea nil (Japanese morning glory), 930 nucleotides long. Its product is annotated as octapeptide-repeat protein T2-like. NCBI's taxonomy places the organism in Eukaryota, Viridiplantae, Streptophyta, Magnoliopsida, Solanales, Convolvulaceae. The record is from RefSeq and is a predicted model, not a curated record. The coding region runs from base 1 to 930 and encodes 309 amino acids. The transcript has a single exon.